UGCCGAUAAGCCGGUGUAUCGGCCAUUUUGUCUGUUUUUGUGUGCGCCGACUCGGACCCGUAUUUCUUUCUUUUGCUGGAAUCCUGUCGUGUUGGCAGUGAUAUCGUAGGAUGUCCUCUCUUGCUAGAUUUAGAUUGCCCGUUUUGGCGCUGAGAUCGCUUAGACGGCAGGCGCCACAAGUACAACAAAAGCGGCAUGGUUCACUACUAUAUAGAGCAUUACCAGUACCACCAAGGAAACACUACUGGACUGGUGAGGCUAUUAUGGGUUUGAUGUGGUUUUGGAUUUUGUGGAGGUUUUACCAUGAUCCAGAAAUGGUUAUUGGUCAUGGCUAUCCUGAUAUCUCCAAAUGGACAGAUGAAGAAUUAGGAAUUCCACCAGAUGAUGAAGAAUGAUUUUUUUGUAGCGAUCUUUUAGGUGCCUGUAGACCAAAUAUACUAAUAUCUGAUCGUCUUUGUGACAUGGAUUGUUUGCAGUAUCAGGAAAUGAAGAACUAGACAGCCUGCUGUAUUGUUUUAUUUUCUCAUCCUUGUUUUGUAAAUAGCUAUAUUGAGUGAAUAAAAAAACCCAAAAAAUCAAAUGUUUUUGACUAUCCCAUUAAUUUAAGUCAGGUUGAACACAAAACAAUGUAUGUGGAUACAUUUGUAAUAAACUUGGAUCAAAUAAAAA
Molecule: messenger RNA, 669 nt
Organism: Saccoglossus kowalevskii
Lineage: Eukaryota; Metazoa; Hemichordata; Enteropneusta; Harrimaniidae
Product: NADH dehydrogenase [ubiquinone] 1 beta subcomplex subunit 2, mitochondrial-like
Biological process (GO): mitochondrial respiratory chain complex I assembly
Cellular component (GO): mitochondrial inner membrane; respiratory chain complex I
Source: RefSeq, a predicted model, not a curated record